This is a messenger RNA of Nerophis ophidion (straightnose pipefish), 7695 nucleotides long. It is a transcript of the gene klhdc8a, whose product is annotated as kelch domain containing 8A. Gene Ontology annotation, molecular function: protein binding. Lineage: Eukaryota; Metazoa; Chordata; Actinopteri; Syngnathiformes; Syngnathidae. The coding region runs from base 450 to 1514 and encodes 354 amino acids. The transcript has 8 exons. The record is from RefSeq and is a predicted model, not a curated record.
AACAAAAAAACGUUCCUAACAGAAAAUGGUCACCAUUCUGUCCAUAAAAGGCAUGAAUUUCAACCUGCGCCGAGAUAAAUACUUCAUCUCUGACCCACUUAAUGGCGAUAUUUUAGGCGGAGCUCUGACUUGUCUCGAGCCGCUCCACCGCCGGAGCCAUUAGAGCGGCGUCUCCUUCCGUCUCCCUGCGGCAGAAGCAGCCUCCUCUCCGGCCGCCUCCAUCGACCUCCAUCGGGGAAGAAGAAGACGCCGGAGGAAGCCGAGCGAGGGCGGACGUUGACGGCCAGCGGGCGCAUGUAAAGAAGUGCAUUGGAGUGGACGGCGGCUUUUAUUCUCAGUCUCCCAGCUCUCAUACCUCAUUGGUUUCAUUCUAUCAAACCCCCAACCAAAUUCUCCUUGAUUUGCACCUUCCACUGCUUCUCGCUGGCCCUCUCUGAGCUCCUGAGGCCAUGGCUGUGCCCUCAGCUCAUGAGUUUCACUGGCAGAGCUUGGCUCGACUGCCCAACGGCCGUGUUUAUCACACUCUGACCGAGGUUGGGGGGCAGAUGUACAUGCUGGGGGGCUGUGAUGCUUCAGGGAGGCCCUGCCCGAAUUUGGAAGUGUACUCCCCUGAGGGGGACCGGUGGAUAAGCCUGCCCUCUAUGCCCACUGCACGGGCUGGAGCGGCCGUGGCAGCACUUGGAAAACAGAUCUUAGUCGUUGGAGGAGUGGGGGAGGACCAGGGUCCAUUGAAGAUGGUGGAAAUAUACAACACAGAAGAAGGAAAGUGGAGAAAGAGGAGUUCCCUGAGGGAGGCUUUGAUGGGUGUGUCCAUCACGAUGAAAGAUGGUCGUGCUCUGGCCGUGGGCGGAAUGGGUGCCGACCUGCUCUCUCGUAACAUCCUUCAACAGUAUGACUUUCGAAAAGAUGUGUGGGCUCUACUUCCUCCCAUGCCGACGCCACGCUACGAUGCCAACGCACAUUUGCUGGACAACAAGCUCUAUGUAGCAGGUGGCCGGCAGUGUAAGCGGCCGGUGAAGGCCUUGGAGAUGUACGACACGGACAGCCGCUCAUGGACAACACUUCCGAUGCUGUCGUGCAAGUGUUCCUACGCGGGGGCCAUUUGGGACGCCGCCGGGAGGCUGUGUUUGCUGGGAGGACUGCGGCAAGGAGGAGGACAUCAGAGCUCAAAGUUUACCAGGAACGUCAGCGUUUUUGACACUCACCGAGGUGUGUGGCUGAAGUCUGAUGAGACGGUGGCCUUGAAGACGAAGAGAGCUGACUUUGUUGCUGCUGUGCUGCGUGACCGCAUGGUGGUGGCAGGAGGACUUGGUCAUGAGCCGUCUGCGCUGGACACGGUGGAGGCGUUCCAUCCUCAGAAGAAGAAGUGGGAGAGGCUGCCUCCAAUGGCGUUCCCCCGCUGCACCGCCUCCUCCAUCGUCAUCAGAGAUCGCCUUCUAGUAGUGGGUGGAGUUAACCAGGUACCCAGCCCAGCACAUGAGAUUCUGUAUGUCAAAGAAGAAGAAUACCUGUAGCCGGACCCAAGGAUGACCGAGCAUCAGUAGGAGCGGCCUUCUUAGUCCCACACUAUUUGUAAUAUACUUUAGUUGUGGACUAUCUGAGCCAAGCAUGUGGAAGUCUUCUUUUCACAGCGACCCCGCGUGAGACCACACUGCCACCUGUUGGCCUGGAAUAACACUGCAGCCUGCAAGGAGGCGUCAAGAGCAGGGGUGUCCAAACGGGGUUUGAUACAUUUUCUACAUUAAAGAUGCUCAAAUCGAUCUAGUUUCGGUCAAAGUACGCUCAGCUAUCUGAAGAAAUGAUCCACAAAGCAAAUUGGGGCGUAAUGUUUCCCAAAAGGGGUGUUGGCUUGCAACAAAAGGGAGUAAAAAAAAAAACAUAUACUGGUAAAUUUACUUCUAACUACCGUUAUUCCCGGACCAUCCGGUCUAGUCAGGUUUAUUAUAGGCCGCUUUAAAGGGGUCUUAGUAUAUAUAUAUAUUUUUUUUAAAUGGAAAACACUUCCUUGUGGUCUAGAUCAGUGUUUUUCAACCACUGUGCCGCGACCUGGUGUGUCGUGGGAGAUGAUCUAAUUCAGGGGUCACCAACGCGGUGCCCGUAAGGACCAGAUGAGUCGCCCCGCUGGCCUGUUCUAAAAAUAGCUCAUAUAGCAGCACUUACCAGUGAGCUGCCUCUAUUUUUUAAAGUUUAUUUAUUUACUAGCAAGCUGGUCUCACUUUGCUCGACAUUUUUAAUUCUAAGAGAGACAAAAGUCAAAUAGAAUUUGAAAAUCCAAGAAAAUAUUUUAAAGACUUGGUCUUCCCUUGUUUAAAAUAAAUUAAUUAAUUGUUUUACUUUGCUUCUUAUAACUUUCAAAAAUAAAAUUUUACAGAAAAAAAUACAACCUUAAAAAUGAUUUUAGGAUUUUUAAACACAUAUACCUUUUUACCUUUUAAACUCCUUCCUCUUUUUUCCUGACAAUUUAAAUCAAUGUUCAAGUCAAUUUAUUUUGUUCAUUGUAAAGAAUAAUAAAUACAUUUUGAUUUAAUUCUUCAUUUUAGCUUCUGUUUUUUCGACGAAGAAUAUUUGUGAAAUAUUUCUUCAAACUUAUAAGUAAAAUUCAGAAAAAUUAUUCCGGCAAAUCUAGAAAAUCUGUGGAACCAAAUUUAAAUCUUAUUUCAAAGUCUUUUGAAUUUCUUUUACAUUUUUUGUUCUGGAAAAUCUAGAAGAAAUAAUGAUUUGUCUUUGUUAGAAAUAUAGCUUGGUCCUAUUUGUUAUAUAUUCUAACAAAGUGCAGAUUGGAUUUUAACCUAUUUAAAACAUGUCAUCAAAAUUCUAAAAUUAAUCUUAAUCAGGAAAAAUUACUAAUGAUGUUCCAUAAAUUCCUUUUUUUAAUUUUGAAAAAUAGAUUCGAAUUAGCUAGUUUUUCUCUUCUUUUUUUCGGUUGAAUUUUAAAUUUUAAAGAGUCGAAAUUGAAGAUAAACUAUGUUUCAAAAUUUAAUUUUCUUUUUUUUCCUGUUUUCUCCUCUUUUAAAGCGUUCAAUUAAGUGUUUUUUUUCUACAAAAAACCUUCCCUAAAAGGAAAAAAAAUGUACGACGGAAUGACAGACAGAAAUACCCAUUUUUUUAAAUAUAUAUGGAUUUAUUUAUUAAAGGUAAAUUGAGCAAAUUGGCUAUUUCUGGCAAUGUAUUGAAGUGUGUAUCAAACUGGUAGCCCUUGGCAUGAAUCAGUACCCAAGAAGUAGCUCUUGCUUUCAAAAAGGUUGCUGACCCCUGCUCUAAUUUCACCUAUUUGGGUUAAAACAUGUUUUGCAAAGCAGUAAUUCUAGUCUGCAAAUGAUAUGUUGUUGUUGUUGAGUGUCUGUACUGUCUAGAUCUCAGCUGAGUAACAAUCUUAUACUCUUCCAUAUCAGUAGGUAGCUAAUUGCCUUGUAGAUGUCAGAACAUGCUUUGUCCUGUUCCCAAUAUGUGGAUGGCAGAGGGAGGCAGGGUGCAGGUAAAAAGGUAUCUAAUGCUAAAACCAAAAAUAAACAAAAGGUGAGUGCCCCAAAGAAAAAGGCAUUGCAGCUUAGGGAACAAGACUAAAACUGAACUGGCUACAAAGUAAACAAAAACAGAAUUUUGGACGACAGCAAAGACUUACUGUGGAGCAGUAAGUCUUUAACAACACUCAAUCAAAACACCGGCUGUGUUUUGAUUGCUAAAGGCAGCUGCAAUCCACCGCUUUCCACCAACAGCAUUCUUCUUUGACGUCUCCAUUAUUAAUUGAACAAAUUGCAAAAGAUUCAUCAACACGGAUGUCCAGAAUACUGAGUAUUUAUGCGAUUAAAUUGGACGACUUUUAGCCGUGAGUGGUGCUAGGAUAAAAUGUCCGCUCCAGCCAAUAAUGUCACAAACACGCGUCAACAUAAAUGUCAUCAUUCCACGACGUUUUCAACAAGAAAUUCCGCGGAAAAUAUAAAAUGACAAUUUAGUAAACUAAAGCGGCCGUAUUGUCAUGUGUUGCAAUGUUAAUAUUUCAUCAUUGAUAUAUAAACUAUCAGACUGCGUGGUCGCUAGUAGUGGCUUUCAGUAGGACUUUAUUACCACAAUUUUCUCACCGAAACCUGCCGGUUGACAUGUGGUCGGAAUCCAUGUUCGCUUGACCGCUCUGUUCCACAGUAAAGCUUCAUCUUUGGGAAUGUAAACAAGGCAACACCGGCUGUGUUUGUGUUGCUAAAGGCAGCUGCAAUCCACCGCUUCCCACCUACAUAUUUCUUCUUUGAUGUCUCCAUUAUUAAUUGAACAAAUUGCAAAAGAUUCAGCAACACAGAUGUCCAGAAUACUGUGUAUUUAUGCGAUUAAAUCGGACGACUUUUAGCCGUGAGUGGUGCUGGGAUAAAAUGUCCGCUCCAACCAAUAACGUCACAAACACACGUCAACAUAAGCGUCAUCGUCUUCAACAAGAAAUUCCGCGGGAAAUUUAAAAUUGCAAUUUAGUAAACUAAAGCGGCCGUAUUGGCAUGUGUUGCAAUGUUAAUAUUUCAUCAUUGAUAUAUAAACUAUCAGACUGCGUGGUCGCUAGUAGUGGCUUUCAGUAGGACUUUAUUACCACAAUUUUCUCACCGAAACCUACCGGUUGACAUGUGGUAGAGAACCAUGUUCGCUUGACCGCUCUGUUCCAUAGUAAAGCUUCAUCUUCGGGAAUGUAAACAAGGAAACACCGGCAGUGUUUGUGUUGCUAAAGGCAGCUGCAAUCCACCGCUUCCCACCUACAUCUUUCUUCUUUGAUGUCUCCAUUAUUAAUUGAACAAAUUGCUAAAGAUUCAGCAACACAGAUGUCCAAAAUACUGUGUAAUUAUGCGAUUAAAGCAGACGACUUUUAGCCGUGAGUGGUGCUGGAAGAACAUGUCCGCUCCAACCAAUAACGUCACAAGCACGCGUCAACAUAAGCGUCAUUAUUCCGCAAUGUUUUCAACAGACACUUCGCAAGAAAUUUAAAAUUGCAAUUUAGUAAACUAAAGCGGCCGUAUUGUCAUGUGUUGCAAUGUUAAUAUUUCAUCAUUGAUAUAUAAACUAUCAGGCUGCGUGGUCGCUAGUAGUGGCUUUCAGUAGGACUUUAAACAUUAAUUGAUGUAUUAUUAAUGUAUGAGAACCACUGGUGUAAUAAUAUAUCUCACUUAUAUUAAUAUCCCUGGGUCCUCUGAAUGUGGCGUCCAGCUAAAAUAUUGAGGUGGAGCACACACUUUUUAAGGUGUCAGGAGUGAGCUUUAUCAGCCUCACCACCCUUUGGACACCCCUGAUGGUGAAGUGGAACUCUUCAUAGCUUUCAAGGAAAAUAUUUGUACAGGCUCAACUAUUUCGUCUCUCAUGUCUAACAUUGAAUAGAUUUCUGCACACAUGCUUUCCAGUGUUGAGUUCCGCUUAUAAUAACAUGCAGCUUCUACUCUGCUGGGGUUUGUACGAAAUCCACAAGUUUUGACAGUUAUGGCUGCAGCAGAGAUGUCAUGUCGCCUGUAAGCUUUUGCAAUGAUUAUAUCAAAAAUAAGUAGCAGAAUUUCUAUUAGCUUGGUAUGGAAAACAUGUUACUGUCAGUCGGCUCUGUAUGUACAUAGAAAGGUUUACAGUAGUAACACAUGAAAAAUAUAAUAAAUAAAUAAAUACAAACCCUGUUUCCAUAUGAGUUGGGAAAUUGUGUUAGAUGUAAAUAUAAACAGAAUACAAUGAUUUGCAAAUCCUUUUCAAGCCAUAUUCAGUUGAAUAUGCUACAAAGACAACAUAUUUCAUGUUCAAACUCAUAAACUUUUGUUUUUUUUGCAAACAAUCAUUAAAUUUAGAAUUUGAUGCCAGCAACACGUGACGAAUAAGUUGGGAAAGGUGGCAAGAAAUACUGAUAAAGUUGAGGAAUGCUCAUCAAACACUUAUUUGGAACAUCCCACAGGUGUGCAGGCUAAUUGGGAACAGGUGGGUGCCAUGAUUGGAUAUAAAAACAGCUUCCAUGAAAUGCUAAGUCAUUCACAAACAAGGAUGGGGUGAGGGUCACCACUUUGUAAGCAAAUUGUUGAACAGUUUUAGAACAACAUUUCUCAACGAGCUAUUGCAAGGAAUUUAGAGAUUUUACCAUCUACGGUCCGUAAAAUCAUUAAAAAGUUCAGAGAAUCUGGAGAACUCACUGCACGUAAGUGAUGAUAUUACGGACUUUUGAACCCUCAGGCGGUACUGCAUCAAAAACCGACAUCGGUGUGUAAAGGAUAUCACCAGAUGGGCUCAGGAACACUUCAUAAAACCACUGUCAGUAACUACAGUUACUCGCUACAUCUGUAAGUGCAAGUUAAAACUCUACUAUGCAAAGCCAAACCCAUUUAUCAACAACACCCUGAAACGCCGCUGGCUUGGCUGGGCCCGAGCUCAUCUAAGAUGGACUGAUGCAAAGUGGAAAAGUGUUCUGUGGUCUGAGGAGUCCACAUUUCAAAUUAUAUUUGGAAACAGAGGACGUGGUGUCCUCCAGAACAAAGAGGAAAAUAACCAUUCGGAUUGUUAUAGGCGCAAAGUGUAAAAGCCAGCAUGUGUGAUGGUAUGGGGGUGUAUUAGUGCCCAAGGCAUGGGUAACUUACACAUGUGUGAUGGUAUGGGGGUGUAUUAGUGCCCAAGACAUGGGUAACUUACACAUGUGUGAUGGUAUGGGGGUGUAUUAGUGCCCAAGACAUGGGUAACUUACACAUGUGUGAUGGUAUGGGGGUGCAUUAGUGCCCAAGACAUGGGUAACUUACACAUGUGUGAUGGUAUGGGGGUGUAUUAGUGCCCAAGGCAUGGGUAACUUACACAUGUGUGAUGGUAUGGGGGUGUAUUAGUGCCCAAGGCAUGGGUAACUUACACAUGUGUGAUGGUAUGGGGGUGCAUUAGUGCCCAAGACAUGGGUAACUUACACAUGUGUGAUGGUAUGGGGGUGUAUUAGUGCCCAAGGCAUGGGUAACUUACACAUCUGUGAAGGCACCAUUAAUGCUGAAAGGUCCAUACAGGUUUUGGAGCAACAUAUGUUAUCAUCCAAGCAACGUUAUCAGGGACGCCCCUGCUUAUUUCAGCAUGACAAGUGUUAAAACAGCGUGGCUUCGUAAAAAAAGAGCGUGGGUACUUUCCUGGCCCGCCUGCAGUCCAGACCUGUCUCCCAUGGAAAAUGUGUGGCGUACAAUGAAGCGUAAAAUAGGACAGCGGAGACCCCGGACUGUUGAAGGACUGAAGCUCUACAUAAAACAAGAAUGGGAAAGAAUUCCACUUUCAAAGCUUCAACAAUUAGUUUCCUCAGUUUCCAAACGUUUAUUGAGUGUUGUUAAAAGAAAAGGUGAUGUAACACAGUGGUGAACAUGCCCUUUCCCAACUACUUUGGCACGUGUUGCAGCCAUGAAAUUCUAAAUUUAAUGAUUGUUUGCAAAAAUAAAAAUAAAGUUUAUGAGUUUGAACAUCAAAUAUGUUGUCUUUGUAACAUAUUCAACUGAAUAUGGCUUGAAAAGGAUUUGCAAAUCAUUGUAUUCAGUUUAUAUUUACAUCUAACACAAUUUCCCAACUCAUAUGGAAACGGGGUUUGUAGAUGGCGAUACAAUGUAGUAAAAUAAAGAGGGCAAAUGAACUCAAGCUUUUACACCAACAGCAAUACAAUUUUGUGGAUUUUUAUCAACUUCCCUCUCAGGUCGCGAUGUCACAGGUUGGAUUUUUGCUGAAGAUAAAAUGAUUGUUAUGAUA